UCGGACAUUCAGUUGCCCGUGGAUCCGCCUGCCGCACCUCGUGCAUCUGAUGUGGCGGGGCAUAUCGGCCAACUCGCCGAGGCGCUUCAGCGUGCGUGGCGUCUUCCCCGUGCUGUCCGCACAUAAUGAGUACGAAAUCACAGCAUCCUCGUGGGUCACUGCCCGCGGAGGAUUCGGCGGCGAGAGUUGUGGCCAAAUGCUGGUGGCAACGCUCGCAGAGGAUCGCGCCACCUUGACGAGAGUGUCCAGUGUGGAUUCAGCGUGGGAGCCUUGGAUUCCGACCGUCCGUCGCCCUGCCGACAUUCCUGCCGACGGGAAUGCAGAGCGUUUCCACGAGGACCCUUUCGCUCCAGACACUGUGGCGCCACGCUGGUCUGCAUUCGCAGAUGGCCGGUACUACUUGAGCAUGAUGAUUGACCACGGAUGGGCCCACUUGAUGAACGGAGAUGUCGGCCUUGCCGCCAUCCACGCUCUGGGCCCCGACGGUCACGCCUUCGAGCGGGUCAAUCUCUACGGUGAUUCCAGUUGUCUCAUGGCGUCGAAGUCCGCAAGUGGCAAGAAGAAACCAUCAAUGACGCCAUGUGCUGGCGCCGACGGCUUGAAUUCCAUCGACUCGCGUCGUCGGAUCGCUGGUGCCUCCAAUCCAGCAUUGGUUCCAUUGGUCUGUCCAUGGGUGCGCGACUUCCAGUGUCAGGCGGGUGCGACGCUGGAGGAUUUCGCCACGUGGAUGAGAGAUGACAUCUUCUUCAGGUCUUUAUGGCGCAACAGCUACAAGCGCUACAAGCAGGAGCGCGACGCGCCGCUUGCCGCUGCUGCCGGAGACCGGCGGCAACGCCCGCACUCUUGA
Messenger RNA from Prorocentrum cordatum, 847 nucleotides. The record is from the annotation of a GenBank genome assembly. Lineage: Eukaryota; Dinophyceae; Prorocentrales; Prorocentraceae.